Molecule: messenger RNA, 711 nt
Organism: Dentiscutata heterogama
Lineage: Eukaryota; Fungi; Glomeromycota; Glomeromycetes; Diversisporales; Gigasporaceae
Source: the annotation of a GenBank genome assembly
AUGGUACAACUUUCAGACUCGAGUCUCUUUAAAGGAGCACUCCUUGAUUCCUUCGAGAAAAAUGGAUAUAUAUCCGUCCCUCAACCUCAGCCUCAAAAUUUUUUUGAAAUGGCAAAAAAAUUAGUUUCUGACCACCCAAAAGCUACUACAAUUGGCAUAUUAACAGUGGGUGGUAUGGUAUUAGGUCCGUUGGGAUUUGCUGGUGGUAUUGCAUCAGGAUCACUUGCGGCAUAUAUGAUGUCAUUACAAGGUGGUGCUACUGCUUCGGGCAGUCUCGUAGCUAUUCUACAAUCAAUUGGCACAGUUGGAUUAGGCAUGAAAGGAGCUCUCAUGACAAGUGCAGCAGGUGCUACAGUCUUGGGUGGUUUAUCAACAUUAAUCACGAAAAAAUUAAAUGAAAAUCCUGAGGGAUUGGCUCAAUUAGAUAAGUUUGUUAAAAUCUAUGAUCAAAAUGGUGAAAAUAGCCAAUCUAUUGUGGUUUUCGAAAUGCGCAAUAAGCUUCUUAACAAUGACAAAGCGCUUGACGAUUUUCUUAAAGUAUUUGGUUUAACCGAAAAUAUGGUUAAGACAAAACAGUUCAGAUUCCUUAUGGAUGAAGCAUACUCUACUAGAGGCUUUAAAAUAUUGAAUAAUAGAUUGGUAACAUCUUAUGGAAAAGAACAUGUUGAACAAAAGCAGCGAAGUAUUAUGCUGAAUUUGAAUUUGAGAUAA